Osmerus eperlanus (European smelt) is the source of this 2052-nucleotide messenger RNA. Its product is annotated as transmembrane protein 26-like. Bases 536 to 1240 code for a protein of 234 amino acids. The transcript has 9 exons. The record is from RefSeq and is a predicted model, not a curated record. Lineage: Eukaryota; Metazoa; Chordata; Actinopteri; Osmeriformes; Osmeridae.
AAACCUGUCACCUCUGGUAUGGUUUUAAUAUCUAACCCUGAAUGGGUCAGUUUGUGAAGUUCACCCCAAAAUAGGUUGCACACCGUGUCUCAUGAACUGAACCAUCUACGUGGAAAUCACCAGGAGUACAGUGAUAUAUACAGCAUUGUGGAUGAUAGAGUCGGGAACAAAGACAGGAUGAGUUCCAGCUAUUUCCAAGGUCACAACUCUUCCUACUGUUUCCUCCCCAGAAACCACACUGGCAGGGAGGAUGGAUAUGUCUGGAAACCGGCUCCAUCAGAUAGGCAGAAACAACACAUCUUGCAUAAUGCAACACGGGGCGGAGCGUAAACUUUGGGGACUUGUCUGGGAAAAUAUAAGUUACUCAUUUGUCACCGAUCAGCUGGACUUUGAAGAGUCAGUAUUAACGGGACUAUACGGUCGUGGGCUACACUACCCACCUCCAACAUGACUUUUUUCACAUUUACGAAAAGGACAAGAUUACAAAUGGUUCUCUCCAGCCAUCCUACUGUUCCUCAUCAGCAUCAUUCCGUCAAUGUGGAUUCUAGAGCUGCAUCAUCAACAGAACAAACUAAGCGACCGUCAGUGCAAGAAACUAAACUCCUGGGCAAAUUUAAGAAUCACGUUUUCAAACGAAACAUCUGCAAACUCCACCAUUCAAAACUACCUAAAUACUCUUGACAAGCUGCAGUCUAGCUUUUGUCCCAACGACUGGAUCCUGGCCCUCCAUCAGGUCCUUCUCAUCCUCCUCAUCGUGGGCAAGUGGCUUCUACCCCUUGGGGGCGGAGUUACGAAAGACGAACUCUCCCAGCUCCUGCUCAUCUUCGUUGGCACGGCAGCAGAUAUCCUGGAGUUCACCAGCGAAACGCUGUCCGAUGUCAAAGAGAACAGCCCCCAUCUGGUCUACAUCAUUCUAGCAGUGUGGACCUGGAGCAUGUUCCAAUUCCCACUGCAUCUGGCUGUGGUGAACUCCAAACCUAAGUCGGAGACCGAGGGCCAGGAGGUGGGUCUCCUGGCCAGACGCAGCACGGACAUCUGGACCAUAGCUGAGAGCCUGUUCCUCCAGGACGGGCCCUUCCUGGUCGUCCGGCUCACAGUCAUGACCCACUUUGAUGUUUUCCACCAGAUGUUGGUUUUCUUCGCCAUCAAGAACUUCCUGGUGGUCAUAUUGAACUUGUACCGACUGGUCGUCAUCUUCCAGAACUUUAAGCGGUCGAGUCGUGGCAGUGCCGUCCCCUGACUGGGGCAGGAAAGGGAGAGCAGAGUUGUUUUCCCUCUGGAACCCCACAGUUCUAAUAUGAAACCCUGCUGAUACUGGUCCUGAUCAUGUCUUUCUACAGUGCCCUGUCUUUAAAGGCAGAGUCGGUAAGUUUUGCGAACUUAGCCUAAUCAUCAAGUUCGGUCCGAACUAAAUGAUUGGUUGUGUUUAAUUCACUCCUGCAAUGCCCAGAUAUUGGAUUUUAUGAUAUUUUUACUGUCAAACCUUUUAGAAUAAUUGGUUGUUAUAAGGGUGUGAAGUUUAUUUCAGCAAAUAUGACAAAAAGUCCCUCUCAACGACAUUAGCGACCCUGCCUUUAUGUUCAAAAUACGAUAAGGCGCUGAAUUAGGCCAGCACGGCCCAGCUCUAAUUGAUCUGGUUCAGUUCAGUAAUGUGAAAUGGGUGAAAUAUGAAAGGAAAUGGGGAGGGGUGGGGGGGAUAAGUCGAGGUUCUUGCUUGUUCUCUGCUCAUGGGAAAUUCAAUGGGAGGAUGUUCAAUCAGUCAGUGUCGUGUAAUAAAAAGCAUAAAGUCAACAUUGGAUAAAAUGUUUUUCUGGUAAAUGUUGAUUAGACCCUUUUGGCUCAUCACCAAAGCUUAAAUGUAAUCUACAAAACGGUGUGUAACGUGUUACAGCAUGUUUGUUAAGUGGAAAUUGACAGUUGUGAGGUAAGCUGGAUCAGUCAAUGUAAACUUGCUCUACUUUUUAAUGUUAUAGUUGCAUAAUAGUACUUGAACAAUCUGGUAUGCAUGAACACAGAACCAAUUGAAUAAAGGAUAGGAGACACUAAAGACAA